Aureobasidium uvarum is the source of this 1541-nucleotide messenger RNA. The record is from the annotation of a GenBank genome assembly. Lineage: Eukaryota; Fungi; Ascomycota; Dothideomycetes; Dothideales; Saccotheciaceae.
AAAUGGCACCUCACGCUCUCUCUCCUGCCGCCCAAUCGGGGACCACUUCGCCAACACCUACACAAGCACAGUCCGACAUUACCGUCCUAGCGUCCUCCCGAGCAGUGAUCAAAGGCCGCCUCACAGCCGCAACGAUUGUCAUAUCAACCGUGACAGGCAAGAUCCAGUCGAUCUGGGAAUCAGUGUUGCCCGCCUCGUCUUUCCCUGCUGGAACUCCCUAUGUCGAUCACUCGCCGCACAUCUUGAUGCCAGGACUGGUAGAUGCACACGUGCAUUUGAAUGAGCCUGGAAGAACAGAAUGGGAGGGCUUUUGGACAGGAACACGGGCAGCUGCGUUUGGCGGUGUGACAACGAUGGUCGAUAUGCCUUUGAAUGCUAUCCCUCCUACAACAACUGUUGCAGGGUUCAAAGAGAAGAUUGCGGCUGCACAGGGCAAGUGCUGGGUUGAUGUUGGCUUCUAUGGCGGCAUCGUGCCUGGCAAUGUCGAAGAAUUGAAGCCCUUGGUGAAGAUGGGUGUCCGAGGCUUCAAGGGUUUCCUCAUCGACAGUGGUGUCGAAGAGUUUCCCGCCGUAUCCUCCGAGGACAUCUCGAAAGUCUUCCGCGAGCUCGGUGACGAGCCCACGACAGUCAUGUUCCACGCAGAAAUGAUUCCUCCAGUCGCAAAAUCUGUUGGCGACGACGUACAAGCCUCAGACCCUCCCAUGGCUCCCACAGGUCCUCUGGACGUAUACCAAACUUUCCUGGAUUCCCGUCCUUCAACUUUCGAGACCUAUGCCAUUCUGGAAAUCCUGAGCUUGGCACACCUGGCACCGCAACUGCCUUUGCACAUAGUGCAUUUGUCGGCCGUGGAGGCUAUCCCUAUGUUGCGUGAAGCACGCGCCAAGGGUGUCAACAUCACCGCCGAAACAUGCUUCCACUACCUCUCGCUAGCAGCAGAGGCCAUCAAGAACGGAGACACACGACACAAAUGCUGCCCACCCAUCCGCAGCCAGAGCAACCAAGACGGUCUCUGGCACGAGAUGUGCAGACUCGACGACAGCGUCAUCAAAACCGUAGUCUCUGACCACUCUCCCUGCACGCCAAACCUCAAACUGUUGCCCGCAAACGUACCCGGCGCCAUCGAGACCACCGCCAAAGAAGGCGAGGGCGACUUCUUCUCCGCCUGGGGCGGUAUCAGCAGUGUAGGUCUGGGAAUCAGUGUCCUGUGGACCGAAGCCGCAGCCCGCAAAAUCACCAUCGAAGACGUGGUGCGUUGGUGCUGUCUCAACACUGCCAAGCAAGUUGGUCUCGAACACCAAAAGGGAGACCUUGCUGUUGGUCUUGACGGCGAUAUUGCAGUCUUCGACGACGAGGCCGAGUUUAUAGUUCAGCCCAACACUAUGCUGUUCCGCAACAAGUGCAGUCCUUAUCAGGACAAGACACUCAAGGGUGUUGUCAAGGAGACUUGGCUUCGUGGCCGCAAGAUUCAUACUCGCGAUCAAGGCUUUGUUGAGAAGACUGGUCCUGCUGGACAGCUUCUGCUUGAGCCCAGAGUCAAGGUU